AUGUAUAGAUAUGGUGUUGAAUGUCUAUUUCGAUUUUAUACAUAUGGUAUAGAAAAACAUUUUCGUCAACAUGUAUUUGAAGAUUUUCAUCAAGAAACUCUUUGUGAUCAUGAAGCUGGUCAAUUAUAUGGUUUAGAAAAAUUCUGGGCAUUUUUAAAAUAUUCUCGACAAAAACCAAAAAUCAAUCCAAAACUUGAAGAAAUUUUAAAAAACUAUAAAAAUCUUGAAGAUUUUCGUGUUGAUACUGCAUCAUUUCCACAACAAUUUUUUCCAACAAAAUCAAAUUAUACACCCGAAGCAAUUGCUGCUGCAGUAGCAAGGAACGGUGAUACAUCAAAUUCAUUAAAACCCAAUGGUGAACAAUAUCUGAACGGUGCUAAACUUUAUACACGUUUUGUUUUUCUUUUGUUUUGUCUAAAAAAAAACGGUGCUCAUAUUUAUUCAAGUGGAUUUCGAUUUAUUUAA
Messenger RNA from Rotaria sordida, 465 nucleotides. Lineage: Eukaryota; Metazoa; Rotifera; Eurotatoria; Philodinida; Philodinidae. The record is from the annotation of a GenBank genome assembly.